CUGCUUCCUUGACCACUCCCAGGCCGCCAUGGACGUUCUCCGUUUCGCCACUACACAAUCUCCCAAUCUCCGUUGCAAACCCCUGCCGCCGGCCGCUGCCAUUGCUCCCAAUUACACCGUCAAGCCCGCCGAUGUAAGGAGAGCGACUAGCGGAGCUUCAAUUCGCGCUGCGCUCUCGAGGCCGGAGGCGCAGGUUUUGUCCGCCACGCCCACAGCCGCCGAGAAGCAGUUGCGGCCUGCGACGCGGCCUGACUUGCCGGUAGUGUCUCCGGCCUCCUUGACCAGUGAGCCUGGAUGCGUUAUUCCGAAUCUGGCUUGCCACGAUGGAAAUGAGCCCUAUAGCUACAAAGCUGUAGAGUAUUUGACCGCGAUAUUGUCAUCUAAGGUUUACGAUGUAGCGUUUGAGUCGCCAUUGCAGCUCGCCUCGAAGCUCACAGCGAGGCUGGGGAACAAAAUCUGGCUCAAAAGGGAGGAUCUCCAACCUGUAUUCUCAUUCAAACUUCGAGGAGCUUAUAAUAUGAUGGCUAAACUCCCAAGGGAGGUAUUGGAUAAAGGAGUUAUCUGUUCAUCUGCUGGUAAUCAUGCCCAAGGGGUUGCUUUAUCUGCACAGAAACUUGGGUGUGAUGCUGUGAUUGUAAUGCCUGUUACUACACCUGAGAUCAAGUGGAAAUCAGUUGAGCAAUUAGGGGCUACUGUUGCUCUUGUGGGGGACUCGUAUGAUGAAGCACAAGCAUAUGCAAAAAAGAGGGCUGAAGAGGAAGGGCGCACAUUCAUCCCUCCUUUUGAUCACCCUGAUAUCAUUGCUGGGCAGGGUACAAUUGGAAAGGAGAUCAUAGGCCAAUCAAAAUGUCCAAUACAUGCAAUAUUUGUUCCUGUUGGUGGUGGGGGGCUUAUUGCAGGUAUUGCUGCCUUUGUGAAAAUGGUUAAUCCAGAAGUAAAGAUAAUUGGAGUUGAGCCAUAUGAUGCAAAUGCUUUGGCAUUAUCAUUACGUCAUGGUGAAAGAGUAAUGCUGGACCAAGUAGGAGGUUUUGCAGAUGGUGUAGCAGUCAAAGUGGUAGGUGAAGAAACCUUCCGGAUAUGCAGAGAGUUAGUAGAUGGAGUAGUUUUUGUUGGCCGUGAUGCUAUGUGCGCCUCAAUAAAGGAUAUGUUUGAAGAGAAAAGGAGCAUUUUAGAGCCGGCAGGUGCUCUUUCCCUUGCAGGAGCUGAAGCAUACUGCAAGUACUACAACCUCAAGGACCAAAAUAUAGUAGUAAUAAACAGUGGAGCUAACAUGAACUUUGAUAGACUAAGAUUGGUAACUGAACUAGCAGAUGUUGGUAGACAACGUGAAGCUGUUCUUUCAACCAAUUUGCCUGAAGAGCCAGGCAGUUUCAAGAAAUUUGUUGAACUUGUGGGGCCCAUGAACAUUACUGAAUUCAGAUACAGAUACAGUUCUGGUCAAGGACAAACUCUGGUACUAUACAGUGUUGGUCUUCAUAAAAAAAUGGAACUUGAUGCAAUGGUGGAUAGGAUGACACUCUCUCAAUUUCAUACCAUUGAUCUGACAGAUAAUGACCUUGUCAAAGAUCAUCUACGCCAUUUGAUUGGUGGCCGAUCUAGUGUACAAGAUGAACUUCUUUGCCGGUUUGUUUUCCCAGAGAGGCCUGGUGCCCUAAUGAAAUUUUUAGACGCUUUCAGCCCACGAUGGAAUAUAAGUUUGUUCCAUUACCGUUCACAGGGAGAAGCUGGUGCAAAUGUGCUGGUCGGUCUUCAAGUUGCCAGCAACGAGAUAGAUGAGUUUAAGCAACGAGCCAACAAUCUGGGUUACGAGUAUGCUGUGGAAACCUGUAACGAGGCUUUCCAACUCUUGAUGCAUUAAACAGGUCCAUCAGAGUAUCGCUCAUGCUUAGGCGCAAAAGUUUUAUGGCAUUUUACAAUCCUAUAGAUUUCCCUAGAAAUCCGUUUUCAGCAGUACUAUUAAGGUUAUGUAAAACCUAUUGGCUAUUGUGCCACGCUAUGACUCUAGUAUUCCUUGGCAUUAUUUCUUGAUGUUUUUAGGCCUGCAUUUCAUGUUACUUCCCUUAUGUAUUUUCAUAAUGCAGCAUGUAUUGUGCCCUUUUAUCAUCACCGUAUAAUGUCAUAUUGUAUGUGUACAAA
Molecule: messenger RNA, 2136 nt
Organism: Ipomoea triloba (trilobed morning glory)
Lineage: Eukaryota; Viridiplantae; Streptophyta; Magnoliopsida; Solanales; Convolvulaceae
Product: threonine dehydratase 1 biosynthetic, chloroplastic-like
Exons: 8
Coding region: 29-1858 (609 amino acids)
Biological process (GO): L-threonine catabolic process
Molecular function (GO): threonine deaminase activity; pyridoxal phosphate binding
Source: RefSeq, a predicted model, not a curated record